CGGGCGCCCCCUUCCCUCCCUCCUUCCCUGCGUCCCUCCCUUCCCUCCGCUUCCCGUCCCUGCCCCUUCCCCCAUGGCGGCGCUGGGCGACACGGCGCGCCUGGCGGCGGCGGCGCAACGCGGGGCGGCGGCGCUGUGAGGAGCCGCGCGGGGCCUGCGCGGCGCCGGGCGGCGGGCGGGCAUGGCGGGCCGCGGCCGCCGCGCCUGGCUCAGCGUCCUGCUGGGGCUGGUGCUGGGCUUCGUGCUCGCUUCGCGCCUCGUCCUGCCCCGCGCCUCCGAGCUGGCGGCGGCGGCGCGGCCCCGCCGAGCCCGCCCGCAGGGCUGCCGCCCGCCGCCCGCCGCCGCCCCGCCGCGCCGCCCCGGCCCGCCGGCACAGAGCUUCCUCUUCGUGGGGGUCAUGACGGCGCAGAAGUACCUGCGGAGCCGCGCCGUGGCCGCCCACCGAACAUGGUCCAAAACCAUUCCUGGCAAGGUUGAAUUCUUCUCCAGUGAGGGUUCAGACACCUCCAUUCCCAUCCCCGUCGUGCCGCUUCCCGGUGUAGAUGACUCUUACCCACCCCAGAAGAAAUCUUUCAUGAUGCUCAAAUACAUGCAUGACCACUACUUGGACAAAUACGAAUGGUUUAUGAGAGCUGAUGAUGACGUUUACAUCAAAGGGGACAAACUGGAGAACUUCCUCAGGAGUUUGAACAGCAGUGAGCCCCUCUUCCUUGGGCAGACUGGCCUCGGCACCACAGAGGAGAUGGGGAAGCUGGCUCUGGAACCGGGCGAGAACUUCUGCAUGGGAGGACCAGGAGUGAUCAUGAGCCGGGAAGUCCUGCGGAGAAUGGUGCCCCACAUUGGCGAGUGCCUGCGAGAGAUGUACACCACCCACGAGGACGUGGAAGUGGGAAGAUGCGUACGGAGGUUUGCGGGAGUGCAGUGUGUAUGGUCCUAUGAGAUGCAGCAGCUGUUUUAUGAAAAUUAUGAGCAGAACAAAAAAGGCUAUAUCCGAGACCUGAGGAACAGCAAAAUACACAGAGCUAUAACGCUUCACCCCAACAAGAACCCCCCGUACCAGUACAGACUUCACAGCUACAUGUUGAGCCGCAAGAUAGCAGAGCUGCGUCACCGGACUGUGCAGCUGCACCGGGAAAUUGUCCUGAUGAGCAAAUACAGCAAUACAGAAAUCCACAAAGACGACCUGCAGCUGGGGAUGCCACCCUCCUUCAUGCGAUUCCAGCCCCGCCACAGGGAAGAGAUCUUGGAGUGGGAGUUCCUUACAGGGAAGUAUUUGUAUUCGGGUGCUGACGGGCAGCCCCCGCGGAGAGGAAUGGACUCUUCUCAGCGUGAAGCGUUGGAUGACAUUGUUAUGCAGGUCAUGGAAAUGAUCAACGCCAACGCUAAGACCCGGGGGAGGAUCAUAGAUUUCAAGGAAAUACAGUAUGGCUAUCGCAGAGUAAAUCCGAUGUACGGAGCAGAGUAUGUUCUUGACUUGUUGCUUCUCUACAAAAAGCAUAAGGGGAAGAAGAUGACCGUCCCCGUCCGGAGGCACGCGUACUUGCAGCAGACGUUCAGCAAGAUCCAGUUUAUGGAGCACGAAGAGAUGGACGCCAAAGAGCUGGCCAGCAAAAUCAACCAGGAUUCUGGGUCCCUGUCUUUCCUCUCCAACUCGCUGAAGAUGUUUGUUCCCUUCCAGCUCAGCCGAUCAAAAGUAGAGAGGAAGGAACUCAAAGACAAGAAGAUCAACAUUCUGAUUCCUCUCUCCGGACGUUUUGACAUGUUCGCAAGGUUCAUGGGGAAUUUUGAAAAGACGUGCCUCAUUCCAAAUCAGAACGUCAAGCUGGUAGUCCUGCUUUUCAAUUCCAACUCCAACCCUGACAAAGUGAAGCAGAUCGAGCUGAUGAGAGAUUACCGCUCCAAAUACCCCAAGGCUGACAUGCAGGUUUUGCCGGUGUCGGGGGAGUUCUCGAGGGCACUGGCUCUGGAAGUCGGAUCUUCUCAGUUCCAGAACGAGUCUUUACUUUUCUUCUGUGAUGUUGACCUAGUGUUUACCACAGAAUUCCUCCAGCGGUGUAGAGCCAAUACAGUUCUGGGUCAACAAGUAUACUUCCCCAUCAUUUUUAGCCAGUACGAUCCAAAGAUUGUUUAUAGUGGAAAAGUUCCUAGUGACAAUCAUUUUGCCUUCACCCAGAAAACAGGUUUCUGGAGGAACUAUGGCUUUGGUAUUACCUGCAUUUACAAAGGUGAUCUUCUUCGAGCAGGUGGCUUUGAUGUCUCCAUCCAAGGUUGGGGCCUUGAAGACGUAGACCUAUUUAACAAAGUCAUUCAAGCUGGCUUAAAAACAUUCCGAAGCCAAGAAAUUGGAGUAGUCCAUGUGCAUCACCCUGUUUUUUGUGACCCUAAUCUUGAUCCAAAACAAUAUAAAAUGUGCUUGGGGUCCAAAGCUUCAACUUAUGGGUCCACACAACAGCUGGCUGAAAUAUGGUUUGAAAAAAAUGACCCAAAUUUUGGGAAAAGCAGCAAUACUAAUGGCUCAGUGAGGACAGCCUAAUGUCCAGCUAUGCUGGAAAAGACUUUUUUUUUAAUUAUCUAAUUUAUUUUUGGGAAAAUGUUUUUUGAUAAUUCACUUUUAAAAGACCACACAGGAUAUAUUUUAGAAAUCAUCAUUGUUUUCCUACAAAGUGCUCGUUUUGAGAAGAACAAGGCCGUUGGUUUUUUUGUUGUUGUUGUUGUCGUGUUUUUGGUUUUGAACAAAACUGUGAUCAAUAUUUGCCUUCAAACAAAAAAUAAUGGUUUAAGAGUUACCUGACCGAUCAGCGGAAGUCUGACUUGAAGUAGAUUUUCCUUACGAACAAAAGAUUGUUUCCUACCUUUUCCGUUGCCGUCUUCGUUGCUGGGAUUCUGUAAAUUGGGACCCGAGCGUGCAAGCCAAGCGACAAAACGGUGUAUCUAAAUGUUUUGUUGUGACUGCUACCGUGCAAAGAUCCUGCUUCUUUUGUUAAGGGUAGCCAUUAUUUUUAAAAUUGCGUUAGAACAAAACAAAUCGGUGUGGCGAUGGUAAGGGUAUUAAUCGCAGGAGGUGUUUUUUUUUUCCAGAUGGCUGAUUAUUUCCGUUUAAAAAUACACUUCCACCUAUUAUGGCCAGGCGACUUCAAGGGAGGGAAGAAAGUAAGCACAACCUGCUGUCCCUUUAGUCCUUGUAGAAAUUUUUCGGGUUUUAUAUUUGGUCCAUAUAUGGACGUAAUGUUUUAAGAAUCCGUGGUGGGUUCUGUGUGUUAUCCUCAACCGCUGUCCUGUCUAGAGCCGAGACGAUGCGAUCAAGAAAUGCCGAAGCGUAAUGAGGGAGGGGAAGAGGAUGGGAAACGCGAAUCUCUUGCAGCAAAGCGACAGUACGCAACGAACAAUUAGAGAUCCCUAACGAGAACUUUGAAAAAUCUUCUAUACCGCGUGUACUGCACCUGAUUGCAUUGAUUUUGUUCCGUUGGUUACAUGAUGUUAAUGGGAACAAUUAUUACAUUUGAUUACUAGUUUUGUUUUGGGAUUUUUUUUUUCUGUAUCUAAUAGACCGUUAAUUUAUUUAAUAUCCAUUGUUUUAGGUUCUUGACCUUUCCUUGAAUAUCUGUUAGUCAUUUUAAUAUUAUAUAUAUAUAUAUGUGUGUGUAAAUAUAUAUAUAUAUAUUAGGAAUGUAUUGCAUCUUCUCACUGAUAAGGUAGUGUACAUCAUACUUGCAGUAAAUGAUCUCCAAAGAUUACUUUCUAAAAUAUUUUUUUCUAUGGAUCUUCUUUUCCCAAAUUUCUUUAACAUUUUUGGAAUUACUUCAGUGAGCGUAGGAAUUCUUUUGGUAUUCAAAGAGGAACUGGGGAUGAGGCGGCCGAACACAAGGAAAGUGCGAUCCCUAGGAAUUAACACCUAGCAAGGUAAGAGAAAAAUACUCAAAGUGCCUUAAAGCCAGCAAGAGAGCCCUUUACACUGAGACUCAGACAGUGAACGGACAUUGUCACUGAAGCAGAUGAUCUGUUGGGACCUACCUACCUGUAAAUAUCUUGCUCAGCAGAAAUAAAAAAUACGAAACCAGCGAACAAUAUAUUUUUCUAUUGUACCCUCCAGCACCAUUUCGUCUCAUUGCUCUCAGUUCCGCUUUGCCUACUCUUUGGGAAGUGGAGACUAGUGAAGGAAUGGAGAAGAACCAGUGCUGAGGUUGUUGCCAUGUGUGAAGGGAUCUUAUGGAGUAAUUGCUAUUCCAGUAGAAGAAAUAACCAUUGUUUACACGUGUAUGGAAUAUGAGCUGCAACUAGUGUAGAGUCGAUGUCUUAUAAUGUUCAUCGUUUUUUGGUGACAGUCCCAAGGAUGUAGGUACUUGGAUGGAUUCAGUGCAUGGAAAAUCUUCUUCUUUUUUUUUUUUUUUUUUAAGACUUGCUUCUAAGAUGCAAUAAAGAUUUUUUAUUUGCAAUCGGA
This is a messenger RNA of Phalacrocorax carbo (great cormorant), 4438 nucleotides long. The record is from RefSeq and is a predicted model, not a curated record. Lineage: Eukaryota; Metazoa; Chordata; Aves; Suliformes; Phalacrocoracidae.